AUGCACAAAAAUAUAAGUGACGUGCAUCAAUUAAUCUUGGAAUCUCCCGUAGAUGCUUAUGCCGGACGGUCUAACUCUGUUGGAGUGAUAGAAAUCCAUGCGUCGAUAUUAAAACAAGAACUCAGUAUACCACAGAUCAAUAAACUAUAUAUUCACUUGUGUAAUAAGACCAUUGCAAAAACGAAUCAUUUGACUUCCUUAAAAAGUUAUCCUCUGGUCCUGUUUAUGAUAAUCUUCUAUUUCAUUGUUCACGCACAAAGUUCUGAAGAUGUUGCCGACGAGCCUGCCGCUAUUGAGAAACUUCCUCGAGCGAUCGUACCGAGUAAAACUGUGGCUACAUUUUUAAAAUUAAACUUUCUCCAGAAUUUGAUCGUUGAUUCUAAUGGUGAUGGUAUCGCCAAUAGUGCUUCAGACGGUCGCAUCUGGCGCGUUUCUCGUAACGGCUCUACUGAAGUCUUAGGACAGUUUCCAGAAAAUGGCAUCAUCGUUAUUGGAAUAAAACUCGAUAGUGCGAUCGCUGCGUGA
Messenger RNA from Adineta ricciae, 525 nucleotides. The record is from the annotation of a GenBank genome assembly. Lineage: Eukaryota; Metazoa; Rotifera; Eurotatoria; Adinetida; Adinetidae.